Glycine soja is the source of this 1362-nucleotide messenger RNA. RefSeq lists its product as uncharacterized. Lineage: Eukaryota; Viridiplantae; Streptophyta; Magnoliopsida; Fabales; Fabaceae. Bases 1 to 1362 code for a protein of 453 amino acids. The transcript has 6 exons. Gene Ontology annotation, biological process: meristem development; meristem maintenance. The record is from RefSeq and is a predicted model, not a curated record.
AUGGUUAAGACCAGAGGAUUAGGUCGUGCCUUAGGUCAGGUUACUGGCAGAGGUGUGGGCAGAGGAGAUCAUGCUGAUUUCGAUGAUGCUCCGCAGCGUCGACGACCUACUGCAUCCGCACGAAGGCAGCGAGUCACUGUGACUGCGACGCACGAUGAGCCAGUGGUCCCUGCGCCAGAUGUUCAGGAUGACCCGAUGGAGCCACCAGCUACUGCAGAGGACAUUGUGGUAGACAUUCCUGCAGACACAGGCGCAGAGGCUGCUGAGGAUGAGCAUCAGGGAUUUCCGGGUGGUCCGAGCGACCCAUCCGUGUUGACCCAGUAUGCGGAUCACGUUGCUUGCAGCGUAUGGAUGGAAGAGAAGCGUCCUGAAUUGAAGCUAUCCUCUCAUGGGAGGAAGGUCCACAGUUUAGGCAGGCUUGUCCCUGCCAUUGAGGGACUUAUUGCUAGUACAGGACUAAGUCCUCUGAUCGCGUGUUCGGUAGACACCGGCGAUCGGGGACUUUUGUCCGCGUUUGUGGAGCGGUUGCACCGGGAGACGUCUAGUUUCCAUCUCCCGGUGGGAGAGCUCACCAUCACGCUGGACGACGUCUCCUCGCUUCUCCAUCUGCCCAGUGCAACCAAUGUGCAUGUUUUCUACUUGGAGGCCCUUCGUGACCUCAGUAUGACAGAGAGGUACGCCUGGGGAGUAACUGCUCUGGUUCAUAUGUACGACCAGCUGAACGAUGCAUCUAUGAGCCACAGUCGACAGCUUGGCGAUUACAUCACACUACUGCAGUGCUGGAUUUACGAGCACUUUUCCUCGGUCGCGGAGUCCACCGCUGAUCAGGACUACGACGAGGCUUCCCCGAUCCCUUAUGGGGAGCAUCGGGAGGUCCGGGACUUCCACGUCAGAUCAUGCUAUUCCGGUCUCUUGCGCUGGGGGCCUGUUGUUGUUUAUUACCGACCGGAGAGGGUCGUGUGGCAGUUUGGCUACACACAGACCAUUCUUGCUCCUCCUGUCGAUUCAUGGGUCUCGUAUGAUGAUAUACACGACAGGUGGAUGCACUACGAGGAUCAUAUCGUUCCAGCAGGUGAGGUGUGCGUUGUGUCAGGCCAGUGUUCCAAUGACUACAUGGACUGGUUCUUCGGCAUCUCCCAUCCUCUCAUGACACCAGGCCACGCAUCAAAUUCUCUGCUUCAUGGUCACGCCCUGCAGCCCCGAGUCGUCCCUCAGGCCCCGCAGACGGAUAUCCCUCACGUGCCAGAGCCAGGAGCAUCGUCGACAUCUGCGGAGGAGCCUAGACAUGCAGUGGAAGUUUGUGAUGACAUUGCUGAGAGGUUGGAGCGCCAUCUGAGUCUAGGGGUGGUCACGCCUGGCUAA